CAAAUAAAAUUAUAAGAACCCCAAAUCAUUUGCUUGUAAAGGGUGUAGACUUGCGAAGAUUCACAACCCAAAGAUUCAAUUCAAACACACACACGAACCUCUUUUCUCUCUCUACGUCUUCCAUUCGCAGAGAGAAAGUGACUGAAUCAGUUCUAAUCAUUUAUCAGAGAGAAAGAAAGACUUUGAUCACGGAGAGAGCGCCGGAGUAAACGGUUUCUAUUCUCACCUUUUUAUCCGGGAAAAAUACGUCCUCUGAUGGGGAAAUCACCACUUGUACUCUGAUUUUUUUGGGCACAAGAGAUCUGCAAGAGGCAUCCAGCAUAGUACCUAAAUCAUCAAUUAUGGUACAAGUCAGGGCAUUUUCACAGUCUUCUUUGCUGCUAUUGGCUCCAUCUCAGCUAUGCACUUCAAGGCAAGGGCAAUUUCCUAUUGGUCGAAGCCAGGCAUCAUUAGCAAUAACUAAAUCUAUGUCUUCACUAACAACUAGGCUGGCUACAUUUCGAACCACUUGUACUGAGCAAAAGCAACUUUUCUGGGGGACUAGAGUUGGUGUUGUUUCAGACUCUAAGAUGCCAACCACCUUUACAGUUGAUUCCGCUGGGGAAGGUAUUGAUGUUCUACCAGACUCUGGUGGAUCAAAUGACAAUUUUGGUGGUGUGAGUGGCAAUGGUGGCAGUGGUGGAGGUGGUAAUGGCGGUAAUGAUGACAACAGUAAAGGGGGCUCGAAUGGAAGUGAAGAUCAAAGUGGGGGCAACAAGGAGGGUAUGUCAAUGUCACAGAAACUUACACUGGGCUAUGCUGCCUUGGUUGGAAUCGGUGGGAUAAUGGGCUAUUUGAAGGGUGGAAGCCAGAAGUCAUUGAUUGCUGGUGGAUUGUCAGCAUCAGUAUUGUAUUGUGUUUACACUAUGCUUCCAUCAAAUCCUGUUUUGGCAUCGGCGCUGGGUCUUGGACUGUCUGCUUCUCUUCUUGGAGUGAUGGGUUCUCGCUUCAAGAAGUCUGGGAAGAUCUUCCCAGCUGGUGUUGUCUCCUUUGCAUCACUAGUCAUGACUGGUGGUUAUUUGCAUGGAAUUUUACGCAGUCUGCACUGAUGAUACUCAAAGUGUCUUUUUGGGCCAUAUAUCAGGUGCUAUGGUUUAGGGUUACUCUUAUCAGAUAUGCAGAAGUGAGAAUUCUGCAUCCUUUUACAUCCUGUGUCUGGGUGAGUUGAGCUUCAAAUCGGAUGAAUAGGACAUGGCUGUAGACAUUUAUAUGCUGAAACUUUAUUCACAUUUCUAUGUUUUGCUUUUAAUUGAGUGUUGAUAAGGAGCACGCAAUAUAUGAUAGACCUGCGUUAGGUUAUUUCCUGUUCUGUAGUGGGUGGCUGUCUAUAUGCAAACUUAAUGGAGAUGUGCUCUUAAAA
Molecule: messenger RNA, 1399 nt
Organism: Sesamum indicum (sesame)
Lineage: Eukaryota; Viridiplantae; Streptophyta; Magnoliopsida; Lamiales; Pedaliaceae
Biological process (GO): fatty acid transport
Cellular component (GO): chloroplast inner membrane
Molecular function (GO): fatty acid transmembrane transporter activity
Source: RefSeq, a predicted model, not a curated record